Messenger RNA from Vitis riparia (riverbank grape), 2150 nucleotides. Its product is annotated as indole-3-acetic acid-amido synthetase GH3.10. The transcript is spliced from 4 exons. The record is from RefSeq and is a predicted model, not a curated record. Bases 87 to 1865 code for a protein of 592 amino acids. Gene Ontology annotation, cellular component: cytoplasm. Lineage: Eukaryota; Viridiplantae; Streptophyta; Magnoliopsida; Vitales; Vitaceae. Gene Ontology annotation, molecular function: acid-amino acid ligase activity.
UCCUUUGUCUUGUGUAUUUUAGAGAUAGAGCUACCGCUAGCUUGCACCAUUUCUCAUUCACGACUCUCAUCAGCAUCACUGUCCUAAUGGAAUCAGCUGCUGGUGCUGAGAGCAAUGGAGAGCAUGAAAUCAUCGGUUGGUUCGAGGACGUAUCAGAGAAUACGGGCUAUGUCCAGACUCAGACGCUUUGCCGGAUUCUUGAACUGAAUUCUGGUGUGGAGUAUCUCAAGAAAUGGCUGGGGGACAUCAAUGUCCAAGAGAUGGAGGCAAGUGCAUUGGAAUCUCUUUACACCUCUUUAGUCCCCCUUGCCUCCCAUGCAGAUUUGGAGACUUAUAUUCAGAGAAUUGCAGAUGGAGACACCUCUCCCAUUCUCACUAACCAGCCUAUAACCACUCUCUCCUUGAGUUCUGGAACCACAGAGGGAAGACAGAAGUAUGUCCCCUUUACUCGCCAUAGCUCACAGACUACUCUUCAGAUUUUUCAGUUAGCGGCAGCUUACAGAUCAAGAGUUUAUCCGAUAACGCCGGGAAGAAGGAUCCUCGAAUUCAUAUACAGCAGCAAACAAUUCAAAACAAAGGGAGGCUUAAUAGCAGGAACAGCCACAACACACUAUUUUGCCAGUGAAGAAUUUAAAAUCAAACAGGAGAAGACAAAGUCAUUCACUUGCAGCCCAGAAGAAGUAAUCUCAAGCGGAGACUACAAACAAUCCACAUAUUGCCAUCUCCUCCUUGGCCUCCAUUUCCAUGAUGAAGUGGAGUUCAUAACUUCCACUUUUGCUUAUAGCAUAGUUCAGGCAUUCAGAGCUUUUGAAGAGCUAUGGAGAAACAUAUGUAGUGACAUCAGAGAAGGCAUUGUCAGCUCAAGAAUCAGCCUGCCCAAGGUGAGAAAAGCCGUCUCCGAUAUCAUAUCACCGAACCCGGGUUUGGCAUCAUGGAUUGAAGCAAGUUGCAAGGAGUUAGAAGAUAAAGACUGGUUUGGCCUAAUUCCUAAGCUUUGGCCAAAUGCUAAGUAUGUGUAUUCCAUAAUGACGGGAUCAAUGCAACCAUAUUUGAAAAAGCUAAGGCAUUAUGCUGGGGACUUGCCUUUAGUGAGUGCUGAUUAUGGAUCAACUGAGAGUUGGAUUGGAGCGAAUAUAGAUCCUUCUUCUCCUCCAGAGAAUGUGACUUUUGCAGUGAUACCCACUUUUUCUUACUUCGAGUUCAUACCACUUUAUAGACACAACCAAAAUUGUAGUUCCUCCAUUGAUGACUUCAUAGAAGAUGAACCAGUACCACUCUCUCAAGUCAAGAUUGGACAGGAGUACGAGAUCGUCCUCACAACUUUUACUGGUCUGUACAGGUACAGAUUAGGAGAUGUAGUUGAAGUGGCUGGCUUCCACAAAGGGACCCCCAAACUGAACUUUAUAUGCAGGAGAAAGCUUAUCUUAACUGUUAAUAUAGACAAAAAUACUGAAAAGGAUCUUCAGUCUGUGGUGGAGGUGGGCUCCCAACUACUGGGCAAGACCAAAGCCGAGCUAGUCGAUUUCACAAGCCAUGCAGAUUUGGUGAAGCAACCUGGUCAUUACAUAAUUUACUGGGAAAUCAAAGGAGAAGCCGACGACAAGGUACUUAGCGAAUGCUGCAAUGAAAUGGACGCGUGUUUUGUCGAUCAAGGCUACAUUGUAUCGAGGAAAACCCACUCAAUUGGACCUCUAGAGCUUUGCAUUGUAGAGAGAGGAACUUUCAAGAAAAUUCUGGAUCAUUUCAUAGGCAAGGGUGCGGCAUUGAGCCAGUUCAAGACCCCAAGAUGCACUGCUGAUGAGGUCCUCCUAAGAAUUCUCAAUGUCUGCACCAUUAAAAGGUUUCACAGCACAGCCUAUGGAUGAAACCAGAAAAAGAAAGACAGCAAAUGUUUGAUAGUCAUUACAUCUACUGAUCUCCAUUACAUAGCUUGUUAACUCCCAGAAAGUCUCCAAUUUUCAGAUGUAAACAACCAAGAAAUGCGUUGUUAAUCUCAUUGCUAGCUUGCCAUUGCCUAGCCAGACAUAUAGAAUUGGUCACUACGGGUGUAUCAUCCUACUACAUGACAUGUAAUUCAGUGCUAUAACUCCUAACAAUAUGAGGGAUUCCUUUUGGCAAAUAAUAUUUCCAUUGAAGAUCUCUAUAUUUCA